CAGUUAGACAGUUAGUUGUCCACACCACUGCAGCAAUACCAGGAGUUUGCACUAUCAUAAACAUCACUCACCCAAAAUGACACUCAACACGAGCAGCAAGGAAAGGACCAAUGGUUUGAGCAAGAUCAAAUUCUUUUUUGGAUUGGCCCUGGGAUUUGUGAUUAUGCAGUCCGUGGUGUUUUGGGGAGUCAGAUCUUCCUCUCGACAGUUAUUAUUCAGGACGGAUCCAUCUUCGGACAGAAUCAAGAUAAAGGCAGCGUCACUGAGAUUUGAAGAAGAAUUGCGUCAAAUUGAACAUGCUGCGUCCAACAACAUUACUGCUGCCAAUCAAAGCAGCCCCUGGUUGAUUGCAGCCGCAUCCACAACUACCAGUACCAAGACAGAAGAAGGCCAACAAGAGGCAUCACUGGAUUCAGUCUUUCAGCUUCCCUUUUACAUUUAUGACAACGAACUGGACUGGUCUGUAAAUGCGACCAUAUUUCGUGGUGCCAAUCACAGUGAAUGGUUGAAUCAAAGCGGCUUUUUGAAUUACAAGCAUUCAGAUGAUUACUGGUUGCUCUACCAUGCCAAACAACAUCCCAUGCGGACAUUCAAUCCACGGGAGGCUGAUUUGUUCUUUGUACCCACACUGCUAUCGGUAUGGAAUUUCUACGGUUUCCAAGGCGAUGACAGCCAAAACAAAUUUUGUGCUCACAAUGGAAUUUGCAAUCUGCAGUUGCUCAAAAGAGCAGAACAAUUGCUCCUGGAAUCCAAAUGGUACCAGCGCAGUCAAGGACGGGAUCAUAUAGUGGUUGAUUCCCAUUGGCGCAAGCAUUGGAAACAGAUAUCCGGCUCGCGUCUUCUCAAUUGCAACUCCAUUAGCUUUGAAAAUCGUGUUCCCAAAAGUGGAAACGCCAAACAGUACCAAGUCCCCACUGGUGGACGGGUCCACAUACCCUCCUUUUAUGUUGGACGACCCUGUCCUAGUAGUAGUCAUGCCAACAAGACACACGAUUUUGCCUUGAUUGCCAGUUUGAAACCAAACAACCCGAACUUUCGUGACAGGUCACAUGUUUGUAAUUGGCUCCGGCAAAGGCAUCACAACUACACUGUGUCAGUGUGUGGACAAGGCAAUCAAUGUCCCGCCUUGGGACAGGCACGAUUUGGAUUUCAUGUCCGCGGAGACACCUGGGGCUCCAAUCGUCUCAUGGAUACUCUCUUGACCGGUGCUAUUCCACUUGUGACUAGUGCAGAACAGAUCAAGAUACUCCCUGACUUUGUGCCAUGGGAGGAUGUUUCAUACACUGUAAAAGUUUCCAGUGAAGCUGCAUUUGAUGCUUCUCUCCAAUCCAUCUUGCAAAAGUCAGAGCAAGAACUGCAGGAGAAGCGGACCAAUAUCUCAAAACACAUGGAUACGUUCAACCACAAGAAAAGACAGCAAUUCGAUCUGUACAUGCACAGAUUUGCACAGAAGCUCAACUUGUAUUGAAUAAGGCAGAAAACAACAAAGCAACAAGAUAGCUCCACCACAAUCAAGUCCUUAACUGUAGCGACUUUUUUGUUUCCAGUCGGCACAAACAGAGACCUUACUCUGUUGCGACCUGGGAACGUAGACAAUUCACCUAAUCUGUUGAAUGACAAAGGGAUGGUUACGCGUGUUUAUUAGUAUGUAGAUUACGUGGCUUUCUGCAGCCAUUGGUAAAUGCAAAGGG
Molecule: messenger RNA, 1691 nt
Organism: Seminavis robusta
Lineage: Eukaryota; Bacillariophyta; Bacillariophyceae; Naviculales; Naviculaceae
Source: the annotation of a GenBank genome assembly